UCCUUUUCUAUAGUCUUCAUGACUUGGAUCAUGACUAGACGUUAGAUCAACAUGCAGUUUGGUAUUCUUCGUCUAUUCAUAUUGUAUUUAGUGUAAUGAUGUAGUGUAUUUACUCGAUCAAAGUGUAGUAAUCAGUGUAAAUCAAAUCUUAUUAUUAAUGCAAAACUCAUCAACGAGAUUAUUUGUUCGGUGAAAAAUUUGUACUUUGUUCUGCAGUUACUGAAAGUACAUCGAUUAGAAACAUAACUGUCACCUUGGUAUGUGUAAUUAGCAUUAACUUCUAAAAUAUUUGUGAAAUUUGUACACAAGUGUGAAUUGAAACAUUUAUUGGUGAAAAGAAAAAAUUGAAAAGAAAAGGCCUUCGACCUAAUAAUUCAUCGAUUGCUCAUGUGAUCUGAGUAAUAAAUUGGAAAAAAUGGAACGGACUGAUCGAGAGUUUCAUCGACGUACUUCUGCGUUACCGCUGAACUCUAAUGUUCAAAGAAUGUCGAUAAAAGUAUCAUUAUUUGUCCUCGUGAUAUCUUGCAUUUUUACGUCCACAAAUGCAGCAAAUGAAGGUCAUUGCAUUUGGUAUGGCAAAUGUAAUGAAGAUAGUUUACAAAGAAUGCAAUAUUGCAAUUAUACGGGUUCAGCCAAACCUCUGGAUUCAGAAGGGUUAAAACUUCUUACUAAACAUUGUCCACAUAUGGUACCUGAUGAUGGAAGUGCAGUUAGUACCUGCUGUGAUUUAGAACAACUUGAAAACUUGGAUAAUAAUAUCAAUUUAGCUGCUAACUUUUUGGACAGAUGUCCAAGUUGUUUGAGUAAUUUAGUCAAACAUUUCUGCGAUUUCACUUGUAGUCCAUUCCAAAGUAAUUUCAUAAAUGUCACGAAGAUAGAAACCAACAGUAAAAAUACAAGUAUGAAUUAUAUCACCGAAAUAGAGAUCUAUAUUUCAAGAAAAUACCUCGAUGGUACAUUUAAUUCAUGCAGUAAAGUAUCAGUUCCUAGUACUGGUCAACUAGCUUUGGAUAUGAUGUGUGGAGAAUGGGGUUCAAGCAGAUGCACACCUGAUAAAUGGUUCCAUUAUAUGGGAGAUGCAAAGAAUAAUUAUUAUGUUCCUUUCCAAAUUACUUAUAUUGGAACUGAUAAUAAAGUUGGUCCAUUUAGUCCAUUGGAUCCUGUUGUCGUACCGUGUAACAAAGCUUUGAAUCCUGGAACUCCAGCUUGUAGUUGUGCUGAUUGUGAAGAAAGUUGUCCGAUACCACCUGCACCACCUCAACCUCCUAAACCUUUUAAAAUUUUAGGAUAUGAUGGUAUUGCUGUAAUAAUGACGAUCAUUUUUGUUGGCAUAUCAACAUUCUUCUUGUUAUCAAUUGUUUGCUUUAGCAAACGAAAACAAAUAGUUGCACGAGGUGAAGAAGUAGGGAGACAGGUUGGUAGACGUCUAGCUGCUGGGCUACAUCAUCCAGGAGAUGUUGCGCGUAUUGCACUCGCGGCUGACCAGGAGGACAGCCCACUACAAUCUAAACGUUCCAGUGUCAUAUCAGCUGAAGACUUACCAAGCGGAUUAAGUGAUCAAGAGUCAACUGUGAUUGAACGACUUGGUGCUAACACUGAUAAAUUCUUACAAGAGUUCUUUUGCAAGUGGGGAACUUUUUGUGCUAAACAAUCAUGGGUGAUUUUAUUAGGCGGCUUCGUAUGCGUCAUCUUUUUGAGUACUGGAAUAAGGUACAUGCACGUCACAACCGAUCCAGUCCAAUUGUGGGCAUCGCCAUCAUCUCGUUCACGAUUGGAACGAACCUAUUUUGACAGCCACUUUGAGCCAUUUUAUAGGACAGAACAAAUUAUCAUUACUUCUAAAGGCCUUCCUAACAUCGAACAUAAUACAUUCAAUGGUCCAGUAACAUUCGGACCUGUUUUCAAUAAAACGUUCCUAGAACAUAUUUUUAAGCUUCAAGAAGGUAUCAAAGCGAUACGAACUGAAAAUAAUUUUACACUAGCAGAUGUUUGUUUUGCUCCAUUAACAAAUGACUUCACUGGGCCACCAACUGUUGAAAAAUGUGUAAUCCAGAGCCUUUGGGGAUAUUGGCAAGAUGAUCUUAACAAAUUUAACGAAUCGAGUCAAGAAGAUAAUAAGACGAUUAAUUAUUUAAAUCAUUUUCUUUCUUGUACUGGUAAUGCAUAUGGUCCAGAUUGUCUUGCUCCAUAUGGAGGACCAGUUGAACCAGCCAUUGCAGUUGGAGGAUUCCCACCUGCAUCAAAUCCACGCGAACAUCCUUCUUAUGAAAAAGCAACAGCCAUUAUUAUGACAAUUCUAGUGAAUAAUUAUCACAAUAAAACGAAAUUAAUACCGGCGAUGGAGUGGGAAAAAGCAUUCAUAGAGUUUAUGGAAAACUGGGUGGCGACCGCAAAACCUGAAUAUAUGGACUUGGCAUUUACAUCAGAGAGAUCUAUUGAGGAUGAAUUAAACCGAGAGUCACAGUCAGACAUCAUAACCAUUCUCGUUUCUUAUAUAAUUAUGUUUGCAUAUAUUGCGGUAUCUCUUGGACAAAUGAGAUCCUGUGGUCGACUAUUAAUUGACUCAAAAAUUACACUUGGUCUUGGAGGAGUUUUAAUUGUUUUAGCAUCAGUAGUAUGCUCUGUUGGAUUAUUUGGUUUUCUUGGACUUCCAGCAACAUUAAUUAUUAUCGAAGUUAUACCAUUUUUGGUAUUGGCUGUAGGAGUGGACAACGUCUUUAUUCUAGUUCAAACGCACCAGAGAGAAGGAAGAAGACCAAAUGAGUCAAUUCCAGAGCAUAUUGGUCGUACUCUUGGACAAGUUGGUCCAAGCAUGUUACUUACAAGUGUCUCAGAGAGCUGUUGCUUUUUUUUGGGAGGUCUUUCAGACAUGCCUGCCGUAAAAGCCUUUGCUCUAUACGCAGGAAUGGCCUUAUUAAUUGAUUUUUUCUUACAAAUAACUUGUUUUGUAAGUUUGUUAACACUAGACACAAUUCGACAGAAUUCAAACAGAUUUGAUAUUUGUUGUUGGUUCCGAGGAACUAAAAAAGAUGCUUCUGAAGAAGUUGAUGGAAUUUUAUAUAAAAUAUUUAAAAUUAUGUACGCUCCAUUCCUUCUAAAGAAAUGGGUACGAGCUGCAGUGAUGAUUAUAUUCUUCGGAUGGCUUUGUACAAGUAUAGCAGUUGUGCCACAUAUAGAAAUUGGUUUAGAUCAAGAAUUAUCAAUGCCUGAAGACAGCUUUGUGCUCAAAUACUUUAAAUUUAUGAAUAGUUAUUUAUCAAUCGGUCCGCCCGUGUAUUUCGUAGUAAAGCCUGGAUUAGAUUAUUCAAACUCGACUGAUCAAAAUUUGAUUUGUGGUGGGAGAUGGUGUAAUAAUGAUUCCAUUUAUAUGCAGUUGUUUACUGCAGCACGACAAUCAAAUGUGACAUAUAUUGCCAAACCUCCCUCUUCGUGGUUGGACGAUUAUUUUGAUUGGUCAACAGCAUCAGAGUGUUGUAAAUAUUUCCCAAGUAAUCACUCUUUCUGCCCGCAUGAAGGGAUAUCAUCAUGUGAUUCUUGUGAUAUAGAAGCUAAUGAAUAUCACAGACCUAAUGAAAUAGAUUUUCAAACAUAUAUCUCAUUUUUCUUACAAGAUAAUCCUGACGAAAGCUGCGUUAAAGCUGGCCACGCUGCUUAUGGUCAGGGAGUUAAUUAUGUAACGAAUGGCAAAACUCAUUUGUCUACUGUAGGAGCAUCAUACUUUAUGGCUUAUCAUACUAUCUUGAAGACUUCAGCAGAUUAUUAUGAAUCUAUGAGAGCUGCUAGAAAACUUUCUGCAGAGCUCACUGAUAUGCUCAAUAAUUAUCUUAAAAAGGAAAAUCGAAAUAUCACAACUGAAGUAUUUCCAUACAGUGUUUUUUAUGUAUUUUAUGAACAGUAUUUGACCAUGUGGCCUGAUACAUUGAAAAGCAUUGGAAUAUCUCUUGCUGCUAUUUUUGUUGUUACAUUCUUACUCAUGGGUCUAGAUAUUUUCUCAUCAAUUGUUGUUAUCAUAACAAUUACUAUGAUUUUGGUGAAUAUUGGUGGAUUGAUGUAUUGGUGGCAUAUUACUCUGAAUGCUGUAUCGCUCGUCAAUCUUGUGAUGGCUAUUGGUAUUUCUGUAGAAUUCUGCAGUCACUUAGUUCACUCAUUUUCUAUGUCAGUAAAAGAAACCAGAUUAGAAAGGGUUGAGGAAGCAGUUAUAAACAUGGGCAGUUCAAUAUUUAGUGGUAUAACACUUACUAAAUUUGGCGGCAUUAUUGUUCUUGGCUUCGCAAAAAGUCAAAUUUUUAAGGUAUUCUACUUCAGAAUGUAUUUGGGAAUUGUCUUAUUUGGAGCAGCUCAUGGACUUAUAUUUUUACCUGUACUGCUCAGUUAUAUAGACGUGAUGUCCGGCAGAAGAAAACGAGCACAACUGCUCAGUCAGAGCAUCAACAGGCCGACCACAAACCAUCAACCUGUUGACUCCACGUCUCCUCUUGUCCAGAAUGCUCCCAGCCUCGCGACCACUUCCUACGCCAGUAUAAACCAUGCCAAUGGUUAAAUGACGAUUUAUAUUUUGUACUUGAGGCAAGUUGUAUCAAUCUCAGCUGAUAAUUCUAAAUAAUUAUUUUACAUGCAUUUUCAUUAGUUAAACGAAUUUAUUUAACAUUAAAUAUUAUUGUAAUAAUAAUAAUUAUUAUUAUUAUAAUUAUUAAGAUCAUAUUUCCGUGGCGUAGAGAAAACAUACUGAUAAAGUAUAAUUUUUUUUUAUUUGAGAAUAUUAUGGUAACUUAUGAUAUAUAAGUUAUCUGAAGACUUUUGGUAAAAAGUAUUGUCUUUGGUUACUAAGAAUACUAAUUAAUUUAAACAAAUGUCAUAUCAGAAUAUUUUUAUUCUUUAUUUAUAUUUUUUAUCAAGAAAUUAGUUGUAUAGAACAAGCGAUUGGUGUCAAUGGUACUUUUUUGAUUAAAUUCAUUAGAUUUAAAAGUCGAAUGAAAUCUAACUUGUUGAAUGUUUAUACAAAUAUCUAGGCGCAAAUCUAAUUGUUUGUAAAUCGUACUAACAUUUUAAGCGUCACUGAUCGAGCCUAGCCAUGAUUUUGAAAGAAAAAAUAAAUUAUGAGAGUAAUUUUAAAUAAACAUUAACUUUUUGUAUAACAAUCCGAAGGAAAACCAGUGUAAAUGUGUGGAUGUUGUAUAGGAAAAUUCAUAAACUUUUUUUAAUUAAAAAUGUAUCCAACUAAGUUCUCGAUGUCUUUUUGACUGAAUUUAUGUCGGAAUUGUAUUGUCUAGCGUAUAAAGAAAAGGCUGCGUACUGAAUAUGGUGAUGAUAUUGAUAUGUAAUUUACUGUGGAAAUAAUAAGAAAGUUUAUUGUCGAAAUAUAUAUCUCGUGAAAAGUUUUGUGAGUGUUCAAUAAAUAAAUCUUUAUUAAUAAA
Chelonus insularis is the source of this 5414-nucleotide messenger RNA. It is a transcript of the gene Npc1a, whose product is annotated as Niemann-Pick type C-1a. Gene Ontology annotation, biological process: intestinal cholesterol absorption; cholesterol homeostasis. Lineage: Eukaryota; Metazoa; Arthropoda; Insecta; Hymenoptera; Braconidae. The record is from RefSeq and is a predicted model, not a curated record. Gene Ontology annotation, cellular component: plasma membrane. Bases 416 to 4540 code for a protein of 1374 amino acids. Gene Ontology annotation, molecular function: cholesterol binding; lipid carrier activity. The transcript has 10 exons.